UUAAGGAAAGAGUAAUUAAAUAUAAACCCUACUGCAAGAGUUUUUUUCCCUUUGACGUAUCGAUACUUUUCUGUAUUGAGCAUCGAUAAAUACGAAGGGCGAGCAGGUUAAAGAAGAGGGUCGAAGUUACGAGUUGUGACUUGAGCGAGCCGUUUGUGUUUAUUAGUAAACAAUUGCUCUUAUCUUGUAAUUCUGGGACAAAAAUGAAUUAAUAAUAUUAGAAAACUGAAAAAAGAAUCUCUUGUAUUUCAUCCUCGUUGAAAUAAAAAAGGUAUUUUUAGUUGUUCAAAAUGCCUCCCGUGCCUUUGGAAGGGCAUCAGACGCCGAUAAACAAUUCGCUGGGUCAGGAAGGAUCCAGGGGCGGAUCCAUUUCGAUGGCAGUACUCAUAGAAUUUAUUGUUCAGAGGACAUACCACGAAUUGACUGUGCUUGCGGAACUGCUUCCUAGGAAGACAGACAUGGAAAGAAAAAUAGAAAUCUACAAUUUUUCAACAAGAACACGCCAGCUUUUUGUUCGCCUUUUGGCUCUUGUAAAAUGGGCUAACAGUGCUUCAAAAGUUGACAAGUCUGCUCACAUCAUGGCAUUUCUGGAUAAACAAUCUAUGUUGUUUGUCGAAACGGCUGACAUGCUUGCAAGAAUGUCAAGAGAGACGCUGGUACAUGCUCGGCUGCCUAACUUUCAUAUUCCAGCUGCUGUGGAAGUCCUCACUACAGGCACAUAUUCUCGCCUUCCAUCUUGUAUUAGAGACAGAAUUGUUCCACCUGAUCCUAUUACACUGAGCGAAAAGAAGUCAACUCUGCAACGGUUGAACCAAGUCAUCCAGCACAGACUAGUCACUGGAAAUCUAAUGCCUCAAAUGCGGAAUCUCAAGAUUGAAAGUGGAAGAGUGACAUUCCAUGUUGAAAAUGAAUUUGAAGUUAGUAUGACAGUGAUGGGCGACGGGCCUAACAUUCCUUGGAGGCUUCUAGAUAUUGAUAUACUUGUUGAAGACAAAGAAACAGGAGAUGGAAAAGCCUUAGUCCAUUCCCUCCAGGUCAACUAUAUUCAUCAGGUACUUCAAGCGAGACUUGUAGACCACCCUAACCCUCUUACGGAAGUUUACUCUUUCCUUCAUUAUUUCUGCCAGUCCUUACAAUUAGAGGUGUUGUAUUCUCAAACAUUGAGAUUAUGUAAAGAUCGUCUAGAUGGAUAUAUACAUGUGGAUGAAUAUUCCCCUGGAAGGUGUCUUUCAAUAUCCUAUUGGAGGGAAUUGACUAGUAAAGAUCCCAAAUCUGAGCUGGGAUACAGGUUGACACUUCAGGUGGACAGCCAUGAUCCAGCAAGGCCACUGUCUGUCAGUCAUGUCCCGAACCUUGGGAAAAAAGAGUCUCGCUUGGCAGACAGGGCAAUCCGAUCUGAGCUCCUCUCCAUGGAAAGGCUUCUUGUUCAUACAAUAUACACAAGGAGCAAGGCGCGUCUGGAAGAACUUAAAUUGGAACUGCAAACCCUUUUGCCUGCUGUUCAAUGUGUAGUUCAAGGUUCGCCUGCAGUGCUCAUGGUCCCAGUUGUUCAACCAUGCCUAAGAGCAGAACAGCUUUUAAUCACUGUGGAUACACACACAGGAAUGCUGCAGUGUCAUGUCCCAAAAUAUGAAGCGCCAUUGGUGAAUGAACUGGAAUCUGCAAUUAACUCAGACCACUCGAAAAUUGCCACGCUCAUAUCAGAGCUACGCUUUUGGAUCACUCAGAGAAGGUGUGAAAAGACACUGCAGCAUCUACCAGCAACUCCAUAUGAACGGCUUCCUCUCUUGCACUACCCAGACCACCCAAUGUCAAAGCUUGGGCGACAUCGUAUGUUUAUCAGACUCCAUCGUCACCGAACGACCAUUUUGGUGGUUGAGAUGAAAGAAAAAGAAAAUGCCCCUAAUGAAAUAGACUAUACAUUUUAUCUUGCUGUAGUAAAACAGUCGUCUAUUGAAGAUGACCCCCAUGAUGAUUCCAUCGAAGCAGAAAUACCAAAGAUGUAUCUGAAAGUGUUGACAUUAAUAGAAUUCCACAGUUUUGUGACCACACACGGACCUUUUACACCAGUAGAUGAUAAUGACAGACCAGAUGCAAAACGAAAAUUGGUAUGGAAAGGAGAAAGUCAGGCAAAAAAGGCAAAGAAUCCAGCUUAUUUCAUUCCAGAGCUUGCUCAUGUUGUUGCCCUAUGCGACGAAAGGAUUCCUUUUAUCACUCUCGCUCAAGAGUUGACAAAAAGGGAUAUACCUCAUCAAGGUCUUCAAGUUGAAGCUAAUGCUACAGCCCUCGUUUUGAAGAUUGUUCAGAUGCCACCCCCAGCAGGUUUCACUCAUAACUCACCUUUGUACCUUCGCCUGCUCAAGCUACUGCUAUCCGUAUCUCUUCGUGCUCAUGGCAAUAGGGGCAUGAAUAAGCUGUGGAUUGCUGAAUUUGUUAUGUAUGGGAGCCCUUUAGCUUCACAACAUCCAAAAGAACAAGGUAUGAGACGCCCUGUUUACUUUUCAUAUGACAUGCUUCAAGCUGAGAAUAUAUCAAAGACAGUCGAUGCUUUAUUGAGUGACUGGGCUCAGAUUGUCCACCUUUACACCCUGGUAGACGACCUUGCAGAAUAUUUUAGAAUACAAAAAUACAAUAUCGCCUCAAUGGUGACUGUAAAGUCUUACAGUUAUAGCAAACUGACACUUGGUUACGGACCUGACAGAGCAGCAACUGUAACCAUACAGUGGAAUCCUUCAUCUAAGGCUUUUUCAUUAGUUUUUGGCGGUGGCGGGAAUUGUGUAAGUGCACACAGUGUGAUGCGUGAGCAGUUAGAGGGAGAGUUAAACAAGCAGAGGAAUCUGGUACAGUUAAUUCAUCUCCUCAAUGAUACAUACGCACCCCUUGUGGCAAUAAGUAAGCUACCCACCAUACCACAACUUGGUGUUCAUAAUAGUAGACCACAAGUACCCGUUCAAACUUUUACUGUGAUUUGUGAAGCAGUAAGCAUCAUCCGAGUGGCCUACUUAGGGCUCUACUGUCUUGAGAUCAGACUGAGAGCAGGUCGCCUUGUUGCCAUCAGGGACGCUGCUUACAGCAGAUUUGAUCGGACAAGUGUUGUAAAUGAAUUCACUCCUACACAAGGCCUUAAGUCUUUCCUCAGCAAGCAUGUAGAUGAAACAGUGAUGUUUAGAAGAAGAUCUCAGUCUGAGGAUGAUAAUCCUCCAUCACCUGUCACUCUUGAUUCAGGGGAGUGUGGUGUAGGCACACCUGGCAGUACGGGUGGAAGCACUAGUGGAUUUCUUAGUGGUGGGCGAGGACCAUCAUCACCGGCCAGAGGAGGUGGUAGUGAGGGCGGUCUCAGAUUCCAUCCACCACUCACACCACCAAGUAACCCUCACACACCAGCUUCUCCACAUACAACUGCUAACAUAUCACAGACAACUCAGCAUCAGAGUUUCGGAUCAAGUCCGGCUACCACGUCAAGCUUCAAUCUAGCUUCACCACCUUCAUUGCCACCCAACAUUAACCCCUCUCCAUCGAUGUUGCCUCAUCCUUCACCUGGUUCAGGAUUCCUUGCUAAUUCUCCUUCAAACCCUCUCCAUGCUCCUUCACCAAUGCCGAUUUCAUCACCAGGGCCUUCGGUUCCAUUGGGACAUUCUCCUGCUGGAUCUUUGAUGCAUACCUCACAUACUGAUGGUAGCCCUUUUCCAUCAAGUCAAAGCAUGGCUUCUCCUGGUGCUUCCAAUUGGCCAGGAUCUCCAGGCGUCCCUAGGCCCUCGCCAAGACCAGGUCAAUCACCUCACCCUGCUUUACACAGCCCUACUGAUUCCAAAACUGGAGGGCAAAGGGUUUUACCUCAACGAUCCUGGGCUGGGGCAGUUCCAACUCUGAUAUCUCAUGAGGCUUUAGAGAUUCUUUGUACACCUUCACCUCACCCACAAGGCCUUCACGGACCUACACUUGCCCCCUUAGAAAGAUUUCUCGGUUGUGUAUACAUGAGACGUCAACUUCAGCGCUACAUUCAGAGUGAGGAUGGUUUGAUCCCGUUAACAACUGAACCAGGAGUCGUUCAUUUUAAAGCUGAAACCCUUCAAUGCAAAGUUUUUCUAAAUCCACAGCAUCUAGAAUCAUUGCAUGUAAAAAUUUCACCAUUGCCAGAACACAAAGAUCUAUGGUCGCUAGAAGAACUUCAGAUCUUGGAAACAUUUUUUGAAACGAAAGCUGCUGCUCCGCCUUACAAACCAAACGCUCUCUCUGGAUUUGGUAGGAUGUUGAGUGUGCCUCAAAAUGUACUCAAGGAUUUUAUACAGAUUAUUAAACUUGAAAUGUAUCCAAGUAUCAUACAACAACAGCAACUCAAGUGGUCCGUACAGUGGUGUCUCCGAAUACCUCCAGCAGCAACUCCAAUUGUUCCAACAGGAAUGGCCGCAAUAUUAGUCUGCAAACAAAAAAUACUAUUCUUUUUGCAAUUGACGCGUAAUGGAAGUUACAGCCAAGUGGAUCAGUGCAGCAUAGUACUACCAUUGGUGUAUGAUGUAUCAACAAAUUUGAUCCAACCCGCUGAAAAGAGAGACACUGGUCCUGCUUCUGCGAUUUCAUCUGCAUCAAUGCUAUUACGUAGAUUCUUAGAGUGCACAAACAUUCAUGCAGAAUGCUCACUUUUUCCAGCAGUGAGAGAUCUUCUUGCAAACCUAACAUUACCGUCUGAACCACCUCAACAAGUUGUUGCAUCAUCACCAGUUGGCGUUAUGAUGGGGCAGGGCGGUGCUAUGCAAUCACCAGCAUCGAUGCUUCACUCACCCAUUCCCGGACAGUACGGAGGUGUCACCAUCGGUCAGCCGCAUCAAGUGAUGAUGCCUCCUCAGUGAUACUGGUAGUCUUUCCCCUCCUAUGUUCCUCCCAGUUUUAAUUAUGUUGAGUAUUAUGUUCCCUAUUGUACAAAGAAAAAUGUCAAACUGGAAUCUUCGCUAAUUAUUUGUGAUGAUUUUUAUCCUGUGAAUAAACUUGGGAUAAAUAAAUUUGUAAAUAUAUAUUGAUGUACUUUAAAAAAAUAAAAUGUA
Molecule: messenger RNA, 5039 nt
Organism: Cimex lectularius (bed bug)
Lineage: Eukaryota; Metazoa; Arthropoda; Insecta; Hemiptera; Cimicidae
Gene: MED14
Product: mediator of RNA polymerase II transcription subunit 14
Exons: 25
Coding region: 291-4847 (1518 amino acids)
Biological process (GO): regulation of transcription by RNA polymerase II
Cellular component (GO): mediator complex; core mediator complex
Molecular function (GO): transcription coregulator activity
Source: RefSeq, a predicted model, not a curated record